AUGGUUGAUGCUUCGACCGUUGCCGUAGGAGCAGUCCUCCAACAGGAUAUCAACGACUCGACACGACCGUUGGCAUUCUUCUCCAAGAAGCUUUCACCUGCCGAGACGAGAUAUAGCACGUUUGGCCGUGAACUUCUUGCCAUUUACCUAGCCGUAAAACAUUUCCGACACUUCCUUGAGGGUCGUGACUUCACAAUUUUCACAGACCACAAACCACUUACAUUUGCCAUCCGAUCCCAUUCUGACAAAUAUAACCCGAGAGAGAUUUCUCAUUUGUAUUACAUCUCGCAAUUCACCACCGACAUACGCAACCUUGAUGGCCCGAAGAAUGCGGUGGCCGACAUGCUGUCCAGACCUUCCCUCUCGGUGUUUCACCUCUCACUCGGGAUUGAUCUUGGUGCUAUGGCGGCUGAACAACGACGUGUUGGAUGUCCUGGCGACGAGUCUGUUGACAGUCUUCAAUUAGUUGACGUCCCAUUGACCACCGGCACUGGCACAAUCCUUUGUGACGUAUCGACUCCGUUUCAUCGCUCUUACGUGCCUGUCUCGAUGCGUCGAGCUGUUUUUCAAACUCUCCACGGACUCUCCCAUCCUGGGAUUCGAGCCUCACAGAAGCUCCUCGCGGACAGGUUCGUAUGGCCUGGGUUGAACAAGGAUGUGAAAGCUUGGACACAAUCGUGCCUUUGCUGUCAACGUAACAAGGUUCAACGCCACAACAAGUUUCCAUCGGGCACGUUCCCCAGCCCCGAGGCACGGUUCAAUCAUGUGCAGUUAGAUGUCGUAGGUCCUUUACCUCCAUCCAGUGGCUAUACUCACCUUCUCACCUGCGUUCAUCGUUAUACUCGUUGGCCGGAAGCCAUUCCUUUACCGAAUGUGCAAGCUGAGACCAUUGUAAAAGCCUUCGUCAGUCGCUGGGUCGCCAUAUUCGGUGCUCCAUCCGUGAUUACGACUGAUCGAGGAGCGCAGUGUGAGUCCACACUUUUCCAAACUUUCCUCAACUUCCUUGGCUGCACACGUAUUCGGACGACGGCCUACCACCCAGCUGCCAACGGCAUGGUUGAGCGUUUCCGCCGCCAGGUAAAGCCGCUGGUUUUAAAUUUGAAGAUAAGUGGAGGAUAUUAUUUUAAGUGGUUUUUCUGUGAGACCUAACGAUUUUAGUACCUGUUUUUUGUUUGAAUAUCCUUAAAUACAGACCUUUUCUCUAAGAACUGCCUGCUGCCAUCUCCUUUCGAGUUUCGCUAGUCUAUGCCCGUUGUUCACUAAUCGCAUUUUGCAAUUCUCAUUUUGUGCAUCCGAUUUCUCUCUAACUGUUGUAAUUUAUUUUUACAUCGUUAGCCCCUAGCUGAAAUUCAGUCAACUUGUCUGCCAGAAGUUUUCUUAAUCACAAACUGCCUCGAGACAAGAUGAGACCAAAAGUCACUGGUCGACGUAAGCUCUCGGCUCUUGUAAGCAAACAUGGCCUAACUAAACGUAAGUCAGAAGCUUUACCUAAAUCUAAGUCAGAUGAUGUUACUCGUCAGUCGUCACCCGUUGUAAUUGGUCGGCAGCUUAAUCUGUCUGCACUUGACCACUGCAAUGACUUUAUGCUAAAGUUUGGCUCUUUGCUGACAAUUCUUGGACAUUUAUUCGACAGGAACAUCUCCGAUAUUCCCUCUGAAGAAUGUAGGCGUCUCGACUCACUUGUUCACUUGAUCGCCAGUGAAUCUAGUGAUAGACAGAAGCGUUCUUACAACUUCCUGCUAAAAAAUGUUCCUCGAUCUGCUCGGCCAAUUGAUGUUGCGACCAGUUUCCUGUAUUCAUGUGGUUUCAACUAUAAAAUAGCUGAUGCCAAACGCUUGUCCUCCCGUAGUACAAAUCCACCCAUCUUAGUCAAAUUGUUUUCAUCAAUCGAAGUUGACACAAUCUUUACUCAUCGAGAGCGUGUCACUGCGUACCUAGAGAAGGCAAAAUUUUUCCUUUGUCGUGAUCUUACUCCAAUGGAGCGUAGAAUCGGGUCUCUAUUCUCACGUAAACCUACUGCUUCUCAGUCUAAUGCUCCCCAACUCGGUCAUAAUACAAGUGGCCGUAAGGAUUCAGCUUCUCCUACUCCUGCGACAUCUGACUGCCUCCUUCCUCUUUCUCCUACAUCUCCAUCUCACUCAAGCCACUUGACGCAUUUGUCUGCACCUAAACUUGCAGCAACAGCAGCAGCCCCAUUUGUCGUUUCGUAUCCUCCGGAUAGUCCCGCUGAGACACAUGAAAAUCCGUCUACAUCAGCUAGAACGAUAACUUCUAUUGUCCAACUGGGUGCUGUAAGGUCUACAGCUAAGUCACCCGUGGCUUGGCGUCAGAACGGUGAGACUCGAAAAUUGAAUCAGACUCCGACCCAAAAGAUAGGUAGUACAGUUCCGUUUAUGGGUACGACGCCUUCUCUUAGAUCUAACAAGUCUGUUCAGCCCAGCACGUCUACAAACCCCGCAGCUCCAAUUAUAUCCCCGAAUAAUUCUCUGUCCUGCGUACCGGUUACUUAUCAAAGCCCUACUAUAUAUCCAGCAAAUAAUUCAUACAUGAAUUGCCCUAAAUCAUUUAUGCCCCAACCUAGUUCAGGCUUCCCAAAACUUAAGGCCAAUUGCUCUCAGGUACGUCAACCUCUCUCCUUUGACUUCCAAUCUAGACCUGGUUUCCCACUAUUUCAGUCUUUUAGUGGCCUACCCUCACCCAUUAGCCCCUACUUUCCUUCUAGCCUCCCUCCUCCUCCUCCCCUUCCUCCAUUAUUUAA
Molecule: messenger RNA, 2758 nt
Organism: Spirometra erinaceieuropaei
Lineage: Eukaryota; Metazoa; Platyhelminthes; Cestoda; Diphyllobothriidea; Diphyllobothriidae
Source: the annotation of a GenBank genome assembly